GUGUACACGCCCCUUGCAACGGGAAAUCCUGCCUGUUCAGCAUAUCCUGAUGUGGCAAAAACAGGCUGUUCCUCCUAAAGUUUAGUCCCUAACCAUUUAUUGAGCUACAGUUCAUUAUAGUAGCUUACGCCAGGCAAUCACAUUCCGCUGCCACAACGACAAUUCAUAGGUACACGCUCCUUUUUCUUUGCUUUUUUUUUUUCUCUUCUCUUUCCCUGUCUCCACUUUCACUCCCCCCUCCCCUUCCCCUCUAACCCCUCCUCUCUCUCAAGCCUCUCCUACACGUUGCUCAUUACGCGUUUCGACCUCAACUCGGACUUUCUUGCACCAAAACACACAUUCUGGACGAAACUAAUCCCUUCCCCCUUGUGCCUCGGCGCUAAACUCUACGCUUUCACAUUCCUAUAAUGAGUUCUCAAUCCUGGGCUUCGCUGUCGGGCUAUCGAGCUCUUUCAUUCCCUCAUCAAGGUCUUCCGAGCGUCCAGGACAUCCUUUCCCCCAAUGACGCCACUGCACCUUGGUUUCAGGACCACCGCUAUCGUCGACCAUCUUUCGCCACUCACAGCGGUGGGACCGUCAUGACGCCAUCAAUGGGCUAUCUUCACUCUUCUGGAAUGCCAACCGUAGACAAUGUGCAUCAUUCCCAGCAAGGGAGUCAACUUCCUCAUGGCAUGGACGCAAGCGCGCAUCAACUCCGAUACCCGGGCUCUCAGUCUAACGUGUUUCAUACCUCGCCGUCUGACCAUUCCUCGGGCUUCAAUUCCCCAUACCCACAUUACAGCUUAAAUGUAACUGGAAACGUAACGGCUGCUGCUGCUGCUGUUGCUGCCGCUACUCUCUUGACUCAAAUUCCGCAACAUCUCCUGCUGCGACGAGGUCCUCGCGAGCGCCCGUACACGUGUAUGGGGUGUGACGCUACAUUCGAUAGACCUAGCUCGCUCCGCACACACAUGUUAUCUCACACAGGCGAGAAGCCGCAUCAAUGUGCGCAGUGCCAAAGGCGAUUCUCAGUACUCAGUAACCUAAAACGCCACCAGAUAACAUGUGGACGCACUCGGCGUAGAAACUUGGCUCCGUCUCCGGAUCCUCGUGACAAUGGUCGAAGUUCGGAAGAAGGGCCGGCCUUACGGGGAGAGCAACAACAGCAGCAGCAGCAGCAGCAGCAGACUUUAAGCGCACGAGGACCCCAACAGGUCUCACCUUCUCCUGAUUCUCAAUCAGGAAUGCAGUUCCCAACUUUAGACGAUGUACAAAGUCGAAUAGGAGCAAAUAUGAACGAGCCGCCACGGGCGAGUCCCUAUCCUACUCAUCCAUCCAUCCUCACUUUCCAUCCCAGUGGUGACACGGAUCCACUUAUGAGGCCAUCUUUUAAUCAGUACAAUUCCAGUCCCACCAUCUCUUCGCAUUCUUCCGAUGCUGCAAGCACCCUGUCAGCCGCAACGUCCAUCCCUGUCAACCAUCCAUCGGCGCAUAUCGGUCCAUCAGCUCCACUUCCGCCACGCUCUCAACUCGCCCAUUCUGGACUAGCGCACACACCAGCAGUGCACCAUCGUUCACCUGACCCUACUUCGCCUAGCGGCGUGAUAACCAAUAACCCUUAUCUCCUCGGAACCGAACACUCCUUAUCUGGAUCUGUCACGAAUGACCAUCAGCCGACAUCGUCGGCAUCAAUCCAAAGUAGCAAUAGCAACAGUAACAACCUCUAUAACGCUCAUAUCCUUUCACCAACACCUCCUACUCCGCCAUCGACAAACGUCAGGUCUCCUAGAAGACGUUACACACGUGCAAGGCCAAGACCUUGGCUUCCUGCUUCUCUUUCUUGUAUGACGAACAUCCAUGAACUCCUUAAUACGGCUCAUUCGAAGAGUGCCGUUUCCAAAGCUGUGAACACCCUCAAACGUGUCCAAACGCAAUUCGCUUCGAUUCUUUGUGCACCUUUAAGACCUGUGGUGCCGUGGAGUGGGAAUGGGAAUGGGGGUGUGGGUAUGAGCGUGCCAGAUGGCGGUGGCGGUGGCGGUGGUGGCGGUGGUGGUGGUGGGUAUGGUGGAUGGAACUUGGAAGAGAGGAACAGUUAUGCGCCUGGUGCCCCUCGUGAACCAUACCAUCCCAGGGAAUGGAGGGAUGGUGUGUCGACGUUACCCGGACCGAGGCCUUUGGCUCCGGAAGAACUUGCAAGGCAAAGUAAGAAAGGAGCCAAGCUUGGUCAUUGAGUUUGGUUUGUUUGUUUGUUUUCUUUUGAUGAUGAUGAGCAUGUUUUCAGACUGAUUCACUAUCUUCUCGUGCAUGAAUGAGGGAGGAGGCUGUUCCUUUGUUCCUUUGUUUGUUUGUUUGUUUGUUUUUUCCUGCCCUUCAAUGUGUGUGUGGUUUACCAUUAUCUCUUUUCCUUACCUACGAACGCACUUGGAUAAAUGAUUGAUGGAAAGAAACUUUUGGAGCUUGAUAUUGAACUACUUUUUUUCGAUCGAGAGGGGUCUCGUAUACGUCAUCGACCAAGG
Molecule: messenger RNA, 2495 nt
Organism: Cantharellus anzutake
Lineage: Eukaryota; Fungi; Basidiomycota; Agaricomycetes; Cantharellales; Hydnaceae
Exons: 5
Coding region: 408-2210 (600 amino acids)
Cellular component (GO): nucleus
Source: RefSeq, a predicted model, not a curated record